This is a messenger RNA of Chrysochloris asiatica (Cape golden mole), 1188 nucleotides long. It is a transcript of the gene ZSCAN4, whose product is annotated as zinc finger and SCAN domain containing 4. The record is from RefSeq and is a predicted model, not a curated record. Gene Ontology annotation, biological process: regulation of transcription by RNA polymerase II. Bases 1 to 1188 code for a protein of 395 amino acids. Gene Ontology annotation, molecular function: DNA-binding transcription factor activity, RNA polymerase II-specific; RNA polymerase II cis-regulatory region sequence-specific DNA binding. Lineage: Eukaryota; Metazoa; Chordata; Mammalia; Afrosoricida; Chrysochloridae. The transcript has 3 exons.
AUGGCUUUGGAUCUCAGGAAAUCUGUUCAUCGUGAAAACUCCAGUGAUGGUACUGGGUCAGAAAAUCAGGAGUUUCAACCCACCCAUGGACUCGGUGUGCAGAAUGGAGAGGGGAUCUCAGGAUUCCAGGACACUCAGCUCAGUUUAUUACAGUACAGCAACAUCUCAUAUGCAAGCCAGGAGCUACAAAGACUCCAGAGAGUAUUUCACUUGUGGCUCCAGCCAGACAAGCAGAGCAAGGAGGAAAUGAUUUCCCAGUUGGCCCUGGAGCAGUUUCUUAUGAACGAGCACUGCAGAAAUCCCUCUGCUUUGAAACAGAAAUGGCAUUCAAGUGGCAGAAACCUGGAGAAAUUCAUGGAAAGCCUGACCAAUGAUUGCAUGGAACCACCUAAUUAUGUCCAUGUCUGCAUGCAGGGACAGGAAGGCCUCUUUUUGGAAAAUAUGCCCUUGCGAGAUGUCAUCUAUCAACUCAACAGACAGUUGUCAGCGAACACCCCUACAGGGGAGAAUGUGGAAACUUCUCAAGAUCCUCCCAUGCCAACAAGACAAGGAGGGAAUGAGAAGGAAGACACCCGAAACAUAGAUGAUAAUCUCUGGCCUACACUAGGGAUUAUCAAACCUGAAGACAGAGCUCCUUCUCGGGACAACCCUGAAAACGCCACAGGAACAGAGCCAGGCCCCUCUGAGAUCCAGGAAGGGGCCUUGGGAGGACAUUCUGAAGACGUUCCUAUGGAGUUAGAAUCUAGAUUUCUUUCCAGUUUGGAUCAUGUCACACCUGAGCCUGACUUUGCCCAUCAGACCAAUGAGGAGAAUACUCCAGGUGGGGAGCAGCAAGAAAAUGCAAAACCUUAUAGAUGUGAGGAGUGUGCCAGAAUCUUUACUUAUCCGUCUCAGUUACAAGCCCACCAGAGAAGGCACAAGAACGAGAGGCCAUUUACUUGUUCGGAAUGUGGCAAAGGCUUUUUUCAGAAGUCAGACUUGAAUGUACACAAGGCCAUUCACAGAAACGAGAAACCCUACCAAUGCGAUGAGUGUGACAAGUCGUUUAGCCACAGAACCAACCUGAAGGCUCACCAGAGAAUCCACACGGGAGAGAAGCCCUAUGUGUGUUCCAUUUGCAGGAGAAGCUUUCGUCAGUCAUCCACCUAUAACCGCCAUGUCAAACUUCACAAGAAAGAUGCCCUCUAA